AUGCGGUCUUUUAUCCUCUCGUUUUCCCUCGCAGCCUCCGUUGCAUUUGGCGCUCUGGCUUCGAGCCCUUCUGAUCUCAAGAUCGACGUGACUCUACCGGUGGAGUGCGAUCGAAAGACCCAAAAGGGCGACACCAUCCAGGUACAUUACCGGGGUACUCUUGCUUCCAACGGAAAUAAAUUCGAUGCUAGCUAUGACCGCGGCACUCCCUUCAGCUUUAGACUCGGGGGCGGUCAGGUCAUUCAGGGAUGGGAUCAAGGGCUUUUGGAUAUGUGCAUUGGCGAGAAGAGAACCUUGACCGUCCCCCCAGAGCUGGGAUACGGGAAUCGAGGCAUGGGCCCCAUACCAGCUGGAUCUACGCUCGUAUUCGAGACGGAACUCGUGGGCAUUAAAGGCGUCCCUCAACCCGAGUCGAUUGUCACGAAGGCUACAGACGCCACGGGUACGCCCGCCAGCGACGCGACAGAGGAAGCCUCCUCCGCCGAGGUGGAAAAGCAGUCGAAGGUGAACAGAGUUGAGGAGACCACCGAGGGUGCUGGUGCUGCAACUGGCACCGCUAACGGCGCACAGGAACGCGAUGAGCUCUAG
Molecule: messenger RNA, 588 nt
Organism: Durotheca rogersii
Lineage: Eukaryota; Fungi; Ascomycota; Sordariomycetes; Xylariales; Xylariaceae
Exons: 4
Coding region: 1-588 (195 amino acids)
Biological process (GO): protein peptidyl-prolyl isomerization
Molecular function (GO): peptidyl-prolyl cis-trans isomerase activity
Source: RefSeq, a predicted model, not a curated record